This is a messenger RNA of Mercenaria mercenaria, 4256 nucleotides long. RefSeq lists its product as uncharacterized. Gene Ontology annotation, molecular function: 3'-5'-RNA exonuclease activity. The record is from RefSeq and is a predicted model, not a curated record. The transcript is spliced from 2 exons. Bases 700 to 3882 code for a protein of 1060 amino acids. Lineage: Eukaryota; Metazoa; Mollusca; Bivalvia; Venerida; Veneridae.
UAUCUGAUUUUUAUCUAGAAAACAGCUGAUUUCUUAUGGUCAGUGUAGAAAAAAAUCAAUAAAAUGUUUAUUUAUGGUCCUAUCUUGAUAAAAAUACUUUCUUUUAAAAGCCAAUAAAAUUCUCUUUAAUUCCAUGUAAAUAUUAUUAUUUUUGUCCUGGUAUUGAUUUAAGACCGUUUAGUUAAACAUCAAAGCAUCGGGGAAUUUGUAACUAAUUGAAAUAAUCAUGCUUCAUGUACAUGCCGCGUGACCCCUACGUGUUUCAAAUUAAUUUCCGGCGUGUUAAAUAUUCAUGAAUAUUCAUGAGAUGAUGGCAUCUGAAAAGCUAGAUGAAUCCUGAUUGGUUUGGCGUUUGUUUAAUUUGCAUAUUUUUUUCCGUUCAUGAGAUAUAGUCCCCCAAAGUCUGGCGCGAUUUUGCAAAAAUUCUCGCCGAUUUCUGUUAUUAAACAUAUAUUUUCUGAAAGAAUAUUCUUUUAGCUUUCAUUUGAUACCAAAUUUAUUGGUCGGAACUAAAUAUAAAUACGUCGCAUUUUGCUGUAAAAUUACAGCGCCGGCCUAGAUUGCUGAUGUAAACAUCAACACGUUGUCCGCCAUUUUGAGAUAGAAAAUCGCCGAUACGAUGCAUUGUUUUUCAGUUUAUAUGCCGGUUAAUACGAGCUGAAAAAAUUAAAUGGUGAUAGAAAACAUUAGGUGUAUAUAAUGUCUGAGUGCCAGAAUCGUUUUCCUGGGCCUUGCUGUGAAGCUGCAAAUAUCACCUGUCAACAGUUAAAAAGUAGGGACCUACCACAAAAUGUAAUUCUAACCAAUGGUUUGGUUCUUGAACUUCACAGUUUUGUCACAACAGAGAAUCUAACUUCGGCUGCUUUUGUUAAAAUUCUUGAAAAGCUUGACAGUAACUUUUGCGGAAUUGUUCAUCCAAGUGCUUUGGUUAUAAAAGUUAAACGUGUAAUUGAACAGAAAAAGAAGCUGAGUCAUCGCAAGAAAGUGAAAGGUUUCAAAACCGUCAAAGAAUUAUUAGACCAGACAUUUAGUGCACCAGUAUCGAGUUCUGCAUCCAACUCCAAAGGCUUUGAUUCAACCGUACCUUGUCUAGAAUCUUCACAGUCACAGAAUGUAGAAACAGAUGUGUCAGAAACACAGCAUUUAGAAAAGGAUCUAUCAAACAAUGGUCAUUCUUUAAAGUCAGUGCAUUCACAAACAGAGGAAGCUUUUGAAACAGACGGCAGCCCGAUAAAAACUCUUAACUUAGUAAAAUACAAACAGACAGUUUUACUUAAACAGAACAAAAUACUUACUCGAAAAUUAAUCGCAAAACGUUUACUUUUAAAAAAGGUAGAUGAUUCUGUUGGACACUAUUCUGUGCGUAAUAUUAACAAACGAGAUGAAACUGCUAAGAAAAAUCUACAUUUACUCAGAGACACGCAAAGAACAAAUAUAAGGCUUGAAAAAAAUAAUGCUAAAAAUAAAAAACUCAUAGAGACUUACAAAAAGACAGAGAAGGAACUGAAAGAAAGAAUAAAAUUUCUUGAAAAGGAAAAUGAAGAAAUCAGAGAAACACGGACUACACUCAGUGAUCAAAUGCAGGUUGAAAAAGAAAAAAAGAUCAUGUCGCAAAAAGCAAACAGCUAUCUAAGGAGUGAAGUGCGUGAACUGAAAGAAAAAGUAGAUUCCCUUAGCGAUGCUGAUCACGAAGAAUGCAAUAGCAAAAUAAUUAAAUUACAAUUGAUUGCUGAAGAAAAAGAACAUGAAAUCAAUUCACUACAGCAAGAUCUUGAUGAAGCGAAUGAAGCCCUGAGAACAAAUGAAAAGAAAGUUGCGACGAAAAAUAGUGAUGGUUCAUUUGCCGAUAAUUUCAGACUAUGUGUUAUGGAAUUGGCAGGGCUAGAGGUAGCUGUCGAGAAAGUCUCUCCUGUUAUAAAAUGCAUUAGCAAACAUUUAUUCUCGCAAGAACUUGAAAAAGAAGCUUUACCGUGUCCAUCAACAGUUCAGUCUAUAGUUGACGAAGGCCAAUUUAUAGCGAAAACAUUUAUUGCGGAGAAGAUAUUGAAUUCUGAGAAUUGGGGUUUAGGUCGUGACGGAACAACACGGAAAAAGCAAAAGAUUGUAGAUACAUCAGUCACAUUAGAUUCAGGAGACGUUAUGAGCCUUGGAUUUACUCGUGUAGCCAGUGAAACUGCGGAAACAAUUCAAUCUGUAACAAAAAAUCAAAUUAAAGAACUUGGUAAUUUGUCCAAAAAACCAACUGAAGAAUUUAUUGCAGAAUCACUAAUAAAAUUAUCAUUCACAAUGAGUGAUCGUGCGAGCAAUGAAAAAUUAGCAGACAAACUUUUAGACGACUGGAAAGAAGAAAUGUUAGAAAAUGUUGAAGAACCUUCACCUAUUCAUCAUCUGCACUGUAUGGCCCAUGUUUUACUUGGUUUCCACAAUUAUUUGUCCCCAGAACUGAAACAAAUGGAAGCAAAACUUACUGAAUCCAACGGUCCCAUUGGUAGAGAUGCGUUACCUGUAUUCAGAAGUUGGAGUAAGAAAGAAACGUUUGUUGGCCGCACUGUACGAACAACAUCAGAUGUAUUUGGACCAGCCGCAGAUCACCAUGGUAUCCGUGACAGAUGGGAGGCCUAUUGCAGUACGAAUGGAAUAAAAUCCCGUAUAGGAAAUUACAGGGACAACAGAUUUAACGCUUUGUUUCAAACUAGUGCAGAGGUCUUCUUACAUCGCCAAGAUUUCCUAACUGUGCUAGAGACUGUAGAAAAACCAAAUCUUAAACUUCAAUCUGUUAAGUCUGACCUAAAAUCCACAGAAGUAUGUGCCCUAUUGCAGUGCUUAGGACUAUUCUAUUUAAAACUUACAGGUCCCUAUUGGAAUUUGAUCACCAGUGGUAAGGUCCCAUACUAUGAACUUUACAAGCAUGUACAAGACAUUCAAACCUUCCUGGAACAGUGUGAACAGUCCCCCGAAACACUUUUACUGUCCGACAGACACUGGAUUGAAACUGACCCAAUUGAAAUAAGCAUGGUUCAGGAGAAUCAAGGACUUGCUGACUGCUUGUUUACGCUUCAUGAAGAUAGCAGAGAACUACUGUUGACAUCUAUCCCUCUCGUUGCGAAGGCCUUUUUAAAGACUGUAAAUAAGCAACUUGUUGAUUUUUUACCUGGUGGUAAAUAUUGUGAUGCAAUUGCCAGUUCAGAUCAAGAUAGAAUAAAAUUUGCCCCGCUCACAAAUUUAUCUUGUGAGCAUCACUUCGGGGAUCUCGACAGUAGUCAGCGUAGGAGACCGCACGCGUCAUUCCACCAUCAUUCUUCCAUUCAACUGCUUAAACGCAACAGAAAUCAUUUGAUGCAAUGGGUCGAGGAUCUAGAUCCGAGUGGAAGGGAGGAUUUGCUGAUGAGAGCACGGAAAGGGGGUAGGGAUCUGAGAAAAAAUCAUCUUGAAGAAGAAAAAAAUGUAUUGACAAAGAUUAACGAAAAAAUGUUCCAAAUUAACGAAAAGGAUAAGAAAAGGAAAAACACUUCAAAGUCUGAGUCGAAAAGUAAGAAACUGAAAGGAAAUACGCAGGAGUCAAAAAAUAUUGAGCUGACCAAAAUAGAACAUUUAACAGUUGGAGAGUGCGUUGCGGUAGCUUACCAGGACAACUGGUAUCCUGGUUAUGUCGAGAAAAUUGUAGACACAACAACAGCGGUUGUUAAGUUCAUGACCCACUGUCGUAAGCCGGGUUAUUUUCAGUGGCCACUGAGAGAAGACAAACAAGUAGUUAACAUUCAGUUUGUGAUUGGCCAGAAAUUGGUGCCAGAUUGUAUCAAUGCAGGUAGACAAUGGUUCAUCUGUGAACAUAAACACUUAAACACAGUUUUCAGCAGAUUCAGCAGUGACUUUUUCUGUUAACGGUUUACUGCACUAUAAGUUGACAUUUGUCAUUGCUCUGUAAAAAGUUCUUGUCACUCUUGUAAAUGUGUAUUAGAUGUAGUAGAUAUUUUUAGCCAGUUCUGUAACUACAUGUAUGUAACUGGUAGAUAUUUUUAGCAAGUUGUAGCAAUCUAAUAAUAAAAAAUAUUCGACAGAAAAAUAUAACAUUAGUAUUAUUUGAAAUCAAUAUAUUGUAGUAAUUUAUAAACUUGUUUUAUGUUUUAUAAAUGUAUCUAGUUGUUUUGUAAUAAUAUUUAAAUGAAUCUGCUACAAUGAUUAUGAAAAUGUAUGUGUAUAUGACAAUUGUAACUAUUCGAGAAAAAAAUGUAAAAAUUUGAAAAAAUAAAUCACAU